Brachypodium distachyon (stiff brome) is the source of this 1833-nucleotide messenger RNA. RefSeq names its product U1 small nuclear ribonucleoprotein 70 kDa. The record is from RefSeq and is a predicted model, not a curated record. Lineage: Eukaryota; Viridiplantae; Streptophyta; Magnoliopsida; Poales; Poaceae. Gene Ontology annotation, cellular component: U2-type prespliceosome; U1 snRNP; precatalytic spliceosome. Bases 109 to 1545 code for a protein of 478 amino acids. Gene Ontology annotation, molecular function: mRNA binding; U1 snRNA binding. Gene Ontology annotation, biological process: mRNA splicing, via spliceosome. The transcript has 10 exons.
UCCACACCAAUGGAAUGGAAAAUAUAAAACAAGCAAAGCGUUCUCCCCACCAUCGCUGGUACAAUCUCUCUCCCCCGAGCUCGCAAAUCACUCCAAGCCGUCGCCGCCAUGGGCGACUACGGCAACGCGAUGAUGCGGAACCAGGACGCCGGUGUGCAGUCCCGCACGAAGGCGCAGAGCCGUGCCAACCUCCUCCAGCUCAAGCUCAUCGGUCAGAGCCAUCCGACGGGGCUCACGACCAACCUGCUGAAGCUGUUCGAGCCACGGCCGCCGCUCGAGCACAAGCCACCCGUCGAGAAGCGCAAAUUGCCAGCUUAUACGGGGAUGGCGCAGUUUGUGUCACGGUUUGCGGAGCCAGGUGACACCGAGUAUGCUCCACCUGUCCCCACAUGCGAGACUAGGGCUGAAAAGAAGGAUAGAAUUCGCCAACUUAAGCUUGAGCAAGGUGCAGCUAAGGUUGCUGAAGAGCUUCAGAAGUAUGACCCGCAAAAUGACCCCAAUGUCACUGGAGAUCCGUACAAAACACUCUUUGUUGCAAGACUUAACUACGAAACAUCCGAGCAGAAGGUUAAAAGGGACUUUGAAGCUUAUGGACCUAUUAAAAGGGUUCGGCUUGUAACUGACAAGGUAACAAAUAAACCUAGAGGAUAUGCAUUCGUAGAGUAUGUGCACACUCGGGACAUGAAAAGUGCUUACAAGCAAGCUGAUGGGCGAAAAGUGGACAACAAGAGGGUGCUGGUUGACGUGGAACGUGGUAGAACUGUUCCAAAUUGGCGUCCCAGGAGAUUGGGUGGUGGACUUGGAUCAAGCAGGAUUGGUGGUGAAGAUGCCUCCCAGAAGCAUUCUGCUAGAGAGCAGCAGAAUGCUGCUGGGCGCCCUAGAUCAGAAGAGCCUAGGAGGGAUGAUCGUCCUGCAGAUCGGGAUCGUGAGAAAUCGCGUGAAAGAGUGCGGGAAAGAGAUCGUGAUGAGAGAACCCGUGAACGCUCCCAUGACAGGACUCGUGAUCGUGAUCCAAGGGAAGAGAAGCACCACCAUAGAGAUCGUGAGAGGACUCGGGACAGGGAUCGAGAACGGGACCAGGAGAGAGACCGCGGGCGUGACCGCCGUGAUAGAGAUAGGCACAAGGAUCAUGGUCGGGACCGAGACCAGGAUAGGGACAGGAAACGUGAGCGUUCUCAUGGCAGGGGCAGGGAUCGUGACAGAGAUUACGAGCAUGUGAGCCAUGAGCAGGACCCUGCCAGGGACCGAGACCGAGAUUACAAGCGUGCACGCCAUGAACAUGACCGUGGUCACUUUCAGGAGAGUGAUGCUGAUUAUGGCAAUGGUGACCCCAGCUAUAACCAGCACAGAAGCCAUGAGCAGUAUGGUUAUAGCCAAGGACAUGGGCAUGAGACUGAGCGCUCAAAGCGUGAUAAUUCGCACAGUAAGAUGGCAAACAAUUAUCUGGGACAGCCUAACGAUGCAGAACCUGAAGUCCCUGAGGAAGGCGAGGCAUAUGAGGAAGGUGACUACCAGCAUAACCGGCCAGAUGAAUACAGGAACUGAAACUGUCAUGACAGCUGCAGUAAGGCUUUUCUACUUUGAAAUCUCGUUAUGUCAGGUGUUGGGUGCUUGUGUUGCUGCCGAGAGGCAGAAGCUCUUUGUUGUUGGCUAGUUCAAAAUCAGCCCAAUUGUUUUGGGCAUGUUUGUGUUUGUAAUAAGAACUUUUUAGAAGAUGUAUGUAAUUUUUGAGCCGAUGGGCAAUCAAUGUGAACUGAUCCGUGUGAUUUAUGUAAGUGAUUUAUGUAAUUUUUGUUGGCAAUCAAUGUGAACUCUCUAUACACCAUUUUUUAA